This is a messenger RNA of Saprolegnia parasitica CBS 223.65, 669 nucleotides long. RefSeq lists its product as hypothetical. Lineage: Eukaryota; Oomycota; Saprolegniomycetes; Saprolegniales; Saprolegniaceae. Bases 1 to 669 code for a protein of 222 amino acids. The record is from RefSeq and is a predicted model, not a curated record. The transcript has a single exon.
AUGCACGCCCCGACACUCCUUCUCGCUUCGCUUCUCGCGACGGCCGCCGCUGCCACCAACAACUCGGUCAUCCUUCCCAACGACGAGCACACGCUCCAGUACACGCGGGUCGCGUUCGAGAACCUCCCGACGUGCGCGUCCAACACGUGGGACAUUGCCGGGCCGCAGUACGACACGUACUCGCGCUGCACGACCAAGCCGGACGUGAUCCUCGGCAUCAACGUCUUUCGCUGCCGCAAGUACGCGGCGACAGCCAAGACGAUCGGUAGCGACAACGUGUACAACUGCGACGAGUGCUUCUACGGGUACCGCCGCAUCGGCCCAGGUGGCCCGCAGGAGAUUGAGCCGCUCACGCUCGACGGCUACAAGGCGCAUAACCUCACCGAGCUCCGCGGGUACUUUGUGCCGCAGAUCAUUCGUGAUCGUGACAACCUCCGCUCGUGCUUUCUCACCGAAGGCAAGAACCUCGGCGACCUUUGCGCGUCGAUCGAGCGCGACUCGUUUGGCCAGGCCGAUGGCGCCGACGCCACGUGCAUUCUCAAGGAGCCGCUGGGCUGCGGUGAAGGCAGCGUCACGUCGCUUCCGUUCGCCGCCAAGCUGCAGGACGACGACAACUGCCACGCGUAUGCGAUUGAAAAUCGACAGGUUGUCUGCACGGCGCGCGCCUAA